CUAUAAUAACCCUUUGGCUAUGGUCAUGCCUUGUCUACGAGUAGACUCGUUUUGAAGCACACAUAUAUAGAAUUGAAUGUCUAACCAGGUUAUUUACUUGCAUACGUAUCCGCAAUAGGGACUUGUUUUGUUAUUCGAAUGGAUGUGAAGGAUACAUUCGUAAAUCAAUACCUCACCCAGGAGCUUGCAAGCUAUUUUCGACCGUCGACGACGUCAUACGCGUUCAACCUUAGGUACAUUAACCUAGGUACUUAGUACUAAAACUCAAUGGGUCGUCUAGAACCUCAACCUCCACCGGCCCGGCCGCAGCGUCGACGUACAAUAACCACCGCAGGCGUCGUAUUCACGAUACUACUGACAGCUUGGCUAUGCUACUACACACGUUAUAGCGAACUACUAUUCCCCGUAGCGUCCACAGCAAUGCCGCAAGACGCGCUCUCCCAACCUCACGCCUCCCUUACGAAACCAACCCUCCUCGCCUCCUUACCUCCUUCCGCCCUCCCCAAACCCCACGGCGGCCCGGAAUCGCCGCGCCUCAUCAUCAUCGGCGACGUGCACGGGCAGUCUGCCGCGCUGGACGCGCUGCUGGCCAAGGUCGGAUACUCGCGCGCGGGCGGCGACGUGGUCAUCUUUACCGGGGACAUGGUGAACAAGGGCCCCGACAGCGGGGGCGUGGUAGACCGCGCCGUGGCCAUGGGCGCGUACAGCGUGCGCGGCAACCACGAAGACCGGGUGCUGAGGGCGUGGGACGAGAUGCAGGCCGCCGGAACCGGCACGGACGCCGAUUCGGAAACGGAGACCGACGAAGACGAAAAAACAGAAGCAGGAGACGACGACGACGCGGAGACAGGGACGGAAUCGAAGAAGAAACACAAGAACAAGAACAAGCACAAGCAUAAGAACAAGCAUAAGCAUCAUAAGAGCAAGAAGGGCGACCGCAAGACUGCGAAGAGUCUCACCUCCGCCCAGCGCUCCUGGCUCGCCGCGCGCCCCGUCAUCCUGCGCCUCGGCACCGUGUCCCCGUACUACGGGGACGUGGUCGUGGUGCACGGGGGCCUGGUCCCCGGCGUGCCGCUCGAGAAGCAAGACCCGCAAGUGGUCAUGAACAUACGGACCAUCAUCACGCCCUCCUCAUCCUCGUCCUCUUUCUCCUUCCCCCCCGAGUCCCCCGAGUCCCUCUCGCCCUCCCACCUCAACCUCAAACCCAGCGAGGGCCGCGAAGGCCACCCGUGGUCCAAGGUCUGGAACGCGCUGGAGAAGGAAAAGCAAAAGAAAAGGGGGAAGGCGCGGCACGGGGACCCCGCCGCCGGGCCCCCGACCACCGUGGUCUACGGCCACGACGCCAAGACGGGGCUGAGCGUGCGCCGGUACGCGUUCGGCAUCGACACGAACUGCGCGCGGGGCGGGGCGUUGACGGCGCUCGUGUUCGAGCCCACGUCUUCUUCUACAUCUACGUCUACGUCUUCUUCGUUAGCGGGAGGAGGAGGAGGAGACGACGGCGACAACGACGACGACGUUUCCCAUUCCGCGGAUGGCCCCGAAAUCGACGAGGGUCGUCGAGACCAAGAUAAAGAGGAUAAGGAUGGGGAUGUGGAUAGGGAUGGGGGUGAAGGUGAGGAUGAGGAUGAUACAGAGCUGGCAGCUGCUAAGCACGGCAUCAAGCACCGGCUCGUUAGCAUCUCCUGUCGAGGUCGGUGAUGGACGAAAUCGGAAAUGGGAAAUCAGGAA
This is a messenger RNA of Daldinia caldariorum, 1728 nucleotides long. RefSeq names its product Metallo-dependent phosphatase. The record is from RefSeq and is a predicted model, not a curated record. Gene Ontology annotation, molecular function: endopolyphosphatase activity; phosphatase activity. Gene Ontology annotation, biological process: polyphosphate catabolic process. The transcript has a single exon. NCBI's taxonomy places the organism in Eukaryota, Fungi, Ascomycota, Sordariomycetes, Xylariales, Hypoxylaceae. Gene Ontology annotation, cellular component: cytoplasm. The coding region runs from base 268 to 1698 and encodes 476 amino acids.